AUGGCCCAGCUCGCCCGCAGGCCCGCGCGCACCCGCCUACCUUUGGCCGUGGCCGCCCUUGCCGUCCACACGCCCAGCCGCCGCUCCCCGCGCUGCCGCCUGCUAGAGCCGCUGCCUGCUCCGCGCUACGGCUGCAGCCGCCUGUGCUCGCCCGCUGCACGCACCCCCCUCCUCGCGCUGCUGCUUGUAGCCGGCGCCAUCCGAAGCUCCCACAUCAACUGUCUCCGCGCGCACCUGUGCCCCCCAGCCGAACGACCCCGCAGCCCACGUCCCGGCGCUGCACGGCUCAGGCCGGCCGCUGUUGCCGCUCGCGUCGCCAAGUGUCGUCGCCGCCCUCAAACACCGCUGCCCUUGCCGCAGUUCCUCCCCGGCCACCGCGCUCCCCGCCCGCGGUUGUCAGCCCCGCCCGCCUGCGCCGCGCUAUCGCUCACCGGCGCACGCGCGCCCGCGACUCCGGUCCCCUCCGACCCGUCGUCCUGUUCCGGCCGGCGCCCGAGCGGCCCCUGGCCGCCGGCGUUCGCGCCCGGUUCCCCCCCGUCGCUCGGGCAGGCUACGGCCUCGAGCACGGGCGCCGCACCCGCAUCCCCGUUUAGCCACGCCCGCUAG
Molecule: messenger RNA, 606 nt
Organism: Aegilops tauschii subsp. strangulata
Lineage: Eukaryota; Viridiplantae; Streptophyta; Magnoliopsida; Poales; Poaceae
Source: RefSeq, a predicted model, not a curated record